Messenger RNA from Vicia villosa (hairy vetch), 1512 nucleotides. RefSeq lists its product as uncharacterized. Bases 1 to 1512 code for a protein of 503 amino acids. The transcript has a single exon. The record is from RefSeq and is a predicted model, not a curated record. NCBI's taxonomy places the organism in Eukaryota, Viridiplantae, Streptophyta, Magnoliopsida, Fabales, Fabaceae.
AUGGACAUCUCUUCCAAUAUUGUCAAAGAGCGUACGAGACACACCAGUGCUUACAAGAUUCUGGUUAUUGAUGUUUCUGGGUUGAUAAGUUUGAUUUCUCGUCUGAAAGGGGAGGUUCUCCGUGAUUUCAAUCAUGAUUAUGGCAACUUGCUUUCCAUCCUCAACACAUCUUUUGAUCCGAUGGCCUUGAUCACUCUGUUUCAGUUCUAUGACCCACAUUUAAGGUGUUUUACAUUCCAGGAUUAUCAACUGGUUUCAACACUUGAGGAAUUUUCUUACAUCCUCAACAUUCGAAUUACUGAUGAGGUGCCUUUUGCCCGGGUUCCUAAGGUUGUGAGGUUGGAAAAGAUAGUUGAAGCUCUUCAUAUGGGUAUAAAGGAGGUGGAAAGAAAUUGGAAGUCAUCGGGUGCUAUUCCUGGUUUCUAUCUUUGUUUUCUGAUUAGUAAGGCUGAGGAGGCGGUUAAGAAGGAGUGUUGGGUUGAUUUUGGUCGGUUGCUUGCUAUCAUUAUUUACGGCAUUGUGUUGUUCCCAUCAGUGGAGAACUUUGUGAGUUUGUCGGCGAUUUGUGUCUUCAUGAACAAAAACCCUGUGUCAACAUUGCUUGCGGACACCUAUUUUGCUAUCCACUCUAGAAAUAAGAAGGGAGGAUAUGUUAAUGGUUCUUGUCUUUCGUUGUUGUAUCGUUGGUUUAUGCUACAUUUAUCAGUGAAAGGACCAUUUGUGCUCAGAAAGAGUUCUCUUCAGUGGUCAGAUAGGAUUGUUAACCUCACAUCUUAUGACAUCAGGUGGAAUUAUUGUGUGGGGAAGGUUUGGAACAUCAUCACUAGUUGCGGUCAAUAUUCCAAUGUUCCUCUCAUGGGAACCAGAGGUUGUAUUAGUUAUAAUCCCAUGCCCGCCUACCGUCAAUUGGGAUAUGCAAUGGAAGGGUCUCAGAAGGAUGUAGAAGCGUUUGAAUCAGUGUACUUUGCCGGUGGUAAAGAUCCUUUGGAGCUAGAGAAGAUAGCGUCUGCUUGGACUAGAGUCCAUAGGAGAGAUCAAACCACCCUAAGUAAGAAGGUUCCUAUUGCUAUGGGUCCCUACAUGGAGUGGGUCAAGGCAAGAGCUGAAGAUUUAUUGUUGCCAUUUGCGAGGUCGGAUUCAUUGUACGAAAAACCUCUUGUGGUCUUGUCUGAUACAGUUGCUGCUGAGCUCUAUACUCAAGCCAAUGCGGAUAACAUCAAACUUCAAGCAAAGGACAAAGAGGUUGACUUGGAGAAUUAUUUUCGUAAUCAAGAAAAGGAGGAAUUGGCUCGUAAGCUCCAGCAUGCGCAAGAUGAAGGUUCAAGCAUGAUACGUGCUCAAAGGCGAUCUCAUGACUUAAUGGAGGAAAGCUUGUACCGAAAGCAGCAAGAAUGUUUGAAGUUGCAAAGAUCCGAAAGCAGUAGCAAGAGAAAGGUGCGGGAUUUGGAAAAGCAAUUGGUGGAAGAAAAGGCCAAGUCAGCUCAACUUGAGGAAGAGCUCGCAAGACUCUGA